AUGACAGAAACUCGACAAGUCGUUGUCUCUCGCGGCAUAUGCCAUGGCCUACCGACAUACCCUGAGACGCCUGAAUUGACCGGCCUCACAGCAAUCAUCACUGGCGCCAACGGCAUUUCGGGCUAUCAUAUGCUGAAGGCUCUGGUGGCCGCUCCUCAACGUUGGAAAAAGAUCUAUUGCCUUUCACGACGCCCUCCGCCGGACUACUUUUUCUCUGACCUAGGAGACGGGGCCAGUCGUGUCGAACAUAUAUCUUCUGACUUUUUAGCGGAGCCUGCAGAAGUUGCAAAGUCAUUGACCAAGAUCUCGAACGUGGACUACGUCUUUUUCUUUUCAUACAUGCAGCCAUCACAAAAAGGAAACAUCCUGGGGAUGUGGUCGAACGCCGAGGCGCUCGCGGAAGUCAAUUCCGCCCUACUACGCAACUUCCUCGCCGGUCUAGAGCUCGCCUCGCUACAGCCACGACGAGUUCUCCUCCAAACCGGAGCCAAACACUACGGUUUCCACAUCGGCCCCGCCACCAGCCCAUCAUUCGAAUCCGACCCGCGCGUCACCCUCGAAGCAAACUUCUACUACCCCCAAGAAGACCUAUUACAGUCCUACUGCCAGCGCACAGGCGCAAAAUGGAACGUCGUCCGUCCAUCCUACAUCAUCGGCGCCGUCCGCGACAACCUUCUCAACCAUAUGGUCGGCCUGGCCGUCUACGGCGCUGUCCAGGCGUACUUGGGCCAGCCACUCGCGUUUCCAGGCGACUAUGUAGCCUGGGACCGCGAAUACUGCCAGAGCACGGCGCUACUUAAUGCCUACCUGGAGGAAUGGGCCGUGCUGACUCCCGAAGCGGCAAACGAGGCUUUCAAUGCUCAGGACGGUUUGCCGUUUACCUGGGGUCGGUUUUGGCCGUACCUUGCGAAAUGGUACGGGACGACCUUUACGCCGCCGGAAAUGGAUGAGAAGAAGUAUAGGGUUUAUGUGGCGAGACAUGAUCAGAAUCCUAGAGGAUAUGGUCCACCAGCAAUUACUCGCUCCACUUUCUCCCUCCUCGAAUGGUCCGAAUCGCCUGCGGUCGUGAAUGCGUGGAAGGAAUUGACCGCAAAACACGGCCUGUUGCUCGACCCGUUCAAGGACCGCGCGCAGAUUUUUGGGAUGACGGAUAGUGCUGUUAUCGGAGGCUGGCCUUUGUCUCUGAGCGUGCGGAAGGCGAGGAAAAUGGGCUUUUUGGGGACGGUCGAUUCGUAUGAGUCGGCGUUCCAUUGCCUGAAGGAUCUGGCGAGGUUGAAGGUCGCGGUGCCGUUGGCGGUGGGGGAAUAUGAGGAUGUGAUUUGA
This is a messenger RNA of Exophiala dermatitidis NIH/UT8656, 1323 nucleotides long. RefSeq lists its product as uncharacterized. NCBI's taxonomy places the organism in Eukaryota, Fungi, Ascomycota, Eurotiomycetes, Chaetothyriales, Herpotrichiellaceae. The coding region runs from base 1 to 1323 and encodes 440 amino acids. The record is from RefSeq and is a predicted model, not a curated record. The transcript is spliced from 4 exons.